Molecule: messenger RNA, 423 nt
Organism: Tetrahymena thermophila SB210
Lineage: Eukaryota; Ciliophora; Oligohymenophorea; Hymenostomatida; Tetrahymenidae
Product: peptidyl-prolyl cis-trans isomerase
Exons: 1
Molecular function (GO): peptidyl-prolyl cis-trans isomerase activity
Source: RefSeq, a predicted model, not a curated record
AUGAAUAUGAAAGUUUUCUUAGUUGUCUUGCUUGGUCUUUCCUUGACUAUGUGCUUAAAGUAGGAUGAUGUUUUAGCAAAGUAUAAAGUUGAAGUACUUAAAUCAGGUACUUAUGAAUCUUAUCCUUCUUAAGGCGAAACUGUCACAGUUCAUUACACAGGUACUUUCUUAGAUGGUAAGAAGUUCGAUAGUUCCAAGGACAGAAACUAACCUUUCUAAUUCCAAGUUGGAAGAGGAAGAGUUAUUAAAUGUUGGGAUGAAGUCGUUGCAAGACUUACUUUGGGUGAUCACGUUAUUGUCACUUGCCCCUCUGAAACUGCCUACGGUAAGAACGGAGCUGGUUCAGUCAUUCCUCCUAAUUCUGACUUAAAGUUCGAAAUCGAAAUGCUUGGAUUUGGUACUCACAAAGUUUCCGAUUUAUGA